Messenger RNA from Panonychus citri (citrus red mite), 5566 nucleotides. RefSeq names its product calcium-dependent protein kinase C-like. Gene Ontology annotation, biological process: protein phosphorylation. The record is from RefSeq and is a predicted model, not a curated record. NCBI's taxonomy places the organism in Eukaryota, Metazoa, Arthropoda, Arachnida, Trombidiformes, Tetranychidae. Gene Ontology annotation, molecular function: zinc ion binding; ATP binding; diacylglycerol-dependent serine/threonine kinase activity.
GAGAGAGAGGAGGGAGAGAGAUGAAAAAAAUGUAGACAGAGAUGAUGGAGAAAGAAGAGUGAGAGAAGGUGAGAAAGAAGAAGAAAAAUAAUGAGGAGAGCGCGCAGAGAAAGGGAGAGAGAGAGAGAAAGAAAAUUCUGUUUUCGAAGUAGGACGAAAGGAAGAUUCUGAUGAUGAUGUAAAAUAGAAAGAGACUGAGUGAGAUGUGAUAAAUUCUGAGUGAGGCCUGAGGCUGAGAGAGAAAAGUAACUUGAGUUUUAUCUUUGCCUUUCUCUCUGUCAGCAAGCAACUGUUGAUGAGUCAAGUUGUUUUCUCUUCUUUUUCAUUUUACUUUUUCUUCUUCUUCAACGUUAACUGAUUUUUUUUAGUUCUUCUAUUUUUUUCUUACUCAUCUCAAUAUCAUCUUCAUCAUUCACACCACUCAAAUAUCAUCAACCGAAUCAACAACAACAACAACAACAACAACAUCAUCAUCAUCAUUUUCUCAUUCAUCUCAAUCUAUUCGUUCUUCCUCAUCAUCUGUUGAAACUUUUUCUUCAAUUCUCUCUCUCUCUCUCUCUUCUCUGUUCAAUCUCCUCUCUAUUUGCCUUAUUUUCAUCAUCAUCAUUCCUUCAUCCUCAUCUCAUCAUCUUCCACAUUGUGUGUUACCAUGUUUCUCUUCCUACACCACAUCAUUAACACCAAUAGUCAAAUUUAACGCUAUCACCUCAAUAUCGUUUUAUUUUGAAUUUUCUGCCUUCUCUUUCAAUCUUUUUCUCUCCAUCAUCAACUAAACAACUACUGCUUUUUCCGGUUUAUCAUUUUGACGUAAAUUUCAUCUCUUUUUCUCCCUCCCUUUCAUCCUCUGUUUUUUUUUCUUCUAUUUUGUUUCAUUUUUGCUUCUUCUCUUUCAAAACAACUUGUCUAUUUAUCUUCCUUCUUCUGGUGCGUUUUCUGUUGAGUGUUGAUAAAUUAUUGUUGGUUAACGUUUUUGUGGUUUGAUUCUCAUGUCAAAUAAUCUCUUCCUCUCAUCCUUUCCACCUUACUAAUCAUCAUAUAUUCCAACACCACAACAACAAUCACUUCUACUCCAUAACUCACCGUCAUCAUUAGUCAUAAGCUUUUCUUCCGUUAUGUUUAAACUGUUAUGUCUUUAAUGGUGGACAAUAAGAAGAAAAACCCAGAAAGAGAACAAAUUAAAUUCGCCUUUGACAUCAUCAAUUUUUCUUCUUUUUUCUCUUAUAAAUAUGCUGAUUGCUGGAAAAUUGGAACAACGUGUUUAAAGUGAAAUUCAAUUCUAUUUUUUGUUUCUUCUCUUGUUGUUUUUAUAUUCUAUUCUAUUUUGUUUCAUUUUCUCAUUUGUUAUUAUCAACUCUUUAAAACCUUUUCUACUUUUAUCAGUUGAAAAUUGAUUCUAUUUGUGUGUAAUUACAUUUGAUUUUUCCUUCUCUCUCUCUAUCCAAAACUCUCACUUUCUAUUGUAUGUCUGCCUUUGAGACAAAAACGUUCACAAAUUCAGUUUAUUCAACAACAAUUCAUUUGAACAUUUAAAUCGAUAGAUUUUUGUUAUAAUCUCUAAUUGUGAUCAAUUGAUGUUUCUACAAAUUAUACUAACUGUAUUCUCUUAAUCCAUAGUCAAAAGAGUCAAAGGAUUAACAAGGUGUGAAAUUGGAUCAAUUGAUUUGCUCAUUUUAUUGUUUCUCAAGCCGAUAAAUCAUCAUCACCAUCAUCUUUGUUUAUAUCUGAUUACUUAGAAUAUACAAUAUAAUCAAUAUGAGUUCUUCCACUGGAUUUCAACAGCAAGUUCAUCGUAAAGGUGCUCUUAAAAAGAAAAAUGUUAUCGACGUUAAAGGUCACAAAUUUGUUCCGCGAUUUUUUCCACAACCAACAUUUUGUUGCCAUUGUAAAGAAUUUAUUUGGGGUAUUGGUAAACAGGGUUUCCAAUGUUCAAUAUGUGCCCUUGUUGUUCAUAAGCGGUGCCAUUCAUUUGUCUCCUUUAGUUGCCCUGGUGCUGAUAAUCGUGAUGGAGAUGAACGUCGACAACAUAAGUUUAGUUCUCACACCUACACAAGUCCAACCUUUUGUGACCAAUGUGGCUCCCUAUUAUAUGGAAUCAUCCAUCAGGGACUCAGGUGUUCAGCCUGUGAUAUGAAUGUUCAUAAAAGAUGCAAAGAAAAUGUUCCCAAUUUGUGUGGAUGUGAUUUCACCGAGAGAAGAGGUCGAAUAGAAUUGAAAGUUUAUUGUCUACCAAAGAAAAGUUUACCUGAAAGCUCACGUAAAACCCAUUUUAUAUCAACAGGAUCAACAUCAUCGUCUUCAUCUUCAGCUUCAUCAACAUCAUUACCAAAAGUAACAUCAACUGCUAAUAUAUCAACAAACUCAAAUUCCUCAAAUAUUUCUCCAACACCAGCAACAGUUUCCACUACCAACAACAACAACAACAACAACAACACCACCACCACCUCCUCCUCUUUAAUAACUGGAACAAGUGUAACUGCUACUACACCAUCACCAACACAACCACUUGCACCAACAUCAAUAGUACCAAUUUCAUCAACGGCAACGUCGCUUUCAACCAAUUCAACUUCAGGAGUUUCAACUACAUCAACUAUUACAACAACUACAACAACUACAACAUGUUCACCAUCUCCUUCAAUGAACAACUCAUUAGUCAAUACACUUACCAUAAAUGACGUUAAUUAUGAUAUUGACUCAUUAACCUUAGUUUGUGAGAUUCGUCAAGCGGCUAAUCUAAUUCCAAUGGAUCCAAAUGGUCUAUCUGAUCCUUACGUUAAAUGUAAACUAAUACCGGAAGGUAAGGAUAGUGCUAAAAGAAAAACUCAUCUAAUUAAGGGUUCACUUAAUCCUACUUGGAAUGAGAGAUUAUAUUUUGAUCUUAAAAAGGAGGAUAAAGAUCGUCGAUUAUAUAUCGGUGUUUGGGACUGGGAUCGAACCUCUCGAAAUGAUUUUAUGGGUUCACUUUCAUUUGGUAUAUCAGAGAUUAUCAAGAAACCCGUUGAAGGUUGGUUUAAACUUCUAACUGAAGAAGAGGGUGAAUUUUACAAUGUUAUGAUUCCACCAGCUGAUCAAGAAUUGGUUGAAAGUUAUAAUCGAGCUUUAAAUUUGAAUAAACGUCAUCCAAGUGCAUCCAUAAUCUCAACUGAAGGUUUAUCAAGUACCAUGAAAAAUUUAACCACCGUCGGUGUUGACGGUAAAAAGCCAAUAAGUGCCAGUGAUUUUAAUUUCCUAAUGGUAUUGGGUAAAGGUUCAUUUGGUAAGGUUAUGUUAGCUGAGAAAAAAUCAUCACCCAAUGAACUUUAUGCGAUAAAAAUCUUAAAAAAAGACGUUCUCAUUCAAGAUGAUGAUGCUGAAUGUGCAAUAAUCGAGAAGAGAGUUCUAGCCUUGUCCGGUAAACCGCCUUUCCUUGUGAAAUUACAUUCCUGUUUCCAAACACUCGAUCGUCUCUAUUUUGUCAUGGAAUAUGUCAACGGAGGUGAUCUUAUGUUCCAGAUUCAACAAUGUGGUAAAUUCAAGGAACCUGUUGCCGUUUUUUAUGCCGCUGAAAUUGCUAUCGGUUUGUUUUUCCUCCAUGAGAGAGGAAUCAUUUACCGCGAUCUCAAGUUGGAUAAUAUUUUAUUGGACGCUGAAGGUCACAUUAAAAUUGCCGAUUUUGGAAUGUGUAAAGACGGUAUUGACGAUAAAAAGACAACUCGUACUUUCUGUGGUACACCUGAUUAUAUUGCACCGAAAUUUUUAUAUCAACCUUAUGGUAAAUCGGUUGAUUGGUGGGCUUAUGGUGUUUUACUUUACGAAAUGUUGGUAGGUCAACCUCCGUUCGAUGGUGAAGAUGAGGAAGACUUGUUUACCUCGAUAACCGAGCAAAGUGUCUCCUAUCCUAAGUCAAUUUCUAAAGAGGCCAAAGAAGCGUGUAAAGGUUUUCUGACCAAGAAUCCGAGUAAACGAUUAGGCUGUGGGAGUAAUGGAGAAUUUGAAGUUCGUGGUCAUCCAUUUUUCCGUCGUAUUGAUUGGGCUAAAGUGGAAGCUCGUGAAAUUCAACCUCCCUUUAUACCUAAAGUUCGUAAUCCAAGAUCAGCUGAAAAUUUUGAUCCCAUUUUUACCAAUGCCAGGCCAACACUAACACCUUCAGAUCCAUCGAUAAUUAGUAUUAUGUCAGGAAAUGAAUUUAAUGGUUUCACCUAUGUUAACCCAGAAUUUGUGACAAACCAAAUAAUAAGUGACCUGUAAACUUCACAAUGAUAAAUGUAUGAGAGAGAGAGAGAGGGAAAAAAAUCUCCAUAAAAUCAGCAAUAAUUAUGAUAUUAUCUCAAGUUCCGGAGGAAUCAGUAGAUGAUGAUGUCAACAGUAAAGGAAGAAAACACAAAAAUAUUGUUACAUUAAAUGAAUGAACAUAAUUCAAAUUAAUAUGCAUAUUCAUCCAUCUCCCACUCUCAUCAUCAUCAACAAACCAACACCUACAUCACUCAAUUAAAAGGCCAAACAAUAACAAUUAUCAUCAACAUUUCUUAGUAAUUUAUGUAUAUAUUAUAUUGACAUUAUUACAUAAAUAUCUCUAGAGGAAGAGAAAGUGAAUGAGUGAGUGAGUGAGUGAGAGAGAGAGAGAGAGAGACAUAAAAAAGAUUAUAAAUAAACAAAGAUGAAGAUGAUGACAAUAAGGAGAGAGCCACAAGGAAGAAGACGUAAAAUGAACCAAGACAAAAGUAAAAAGAGCUGAAAUUACAAAGAGGAGGAUAGAGACAUUAUCACACACACACAGGAAGAUGACAAUAUGAUGACGAUCAAAGAUUAUUACAAGAGGAGGAUGACAAGAAAUGAGGAUGAUAAAAAAAUGAGAGAUAUAAUUUAUACUCAGUCAGAUGAACAAUAUAAGUAUUCAUCAUGUUUAUGUGUGUCCAUGAUAAUAAUAGGUUUUUACGUUGAAAGAGUAAGAAAGAUAAAGAUGAUGAUGCAACUAAAUUGUUGACACGUUCGCAUUUAACUCACAUCAUAAUUAAUUACAUAAUUAUGCAUAUACAUAAAUAUAUAUAUCUUAAUGUUAUUAUUAUCAUUGUUAUCACUAAACAUACACACCACAAACAGUUACAUUCACCUGUUCAUAUUUAUAACUGUUCAUUUGUUUUCCUUUCAACUAUUUUUGAUUAUAUUUUUUUCCUGAUAAAUUUACUAUUGUUAUAAUUAUCACCAUCAUCGAUUCUGGAUUGUAUCAUAAUCACUGUUAUCCUAUUCAUCUUCCAAUCACCUUAGGUGUAUCAUCUCUCUCUCUCUCUCUCUCUCUCUCUCUCUCUCUCUCAAACACUUAAUAUUCACCGAUUAAGAUCUGAACAAUUUAUAUAUACAUAUUAAUCACUCCAAUGAAAAUCUCACAGCACCAAUGAUGGACCAAAAUCUGAAAUAAUCUAAUCAUACACAACAACAACUCUAACAAUUAACACUAAAUUACCUGCAAUUAAAUUGUAUUUACAAUCUAAAAGCAAACAAUGUUAAAAAUCAAAUUACCAAAUUUAUCUCUUGUUGCUGUAGUUUUGUUUUUGUUCUUGAAACAAUUAAAAAGAAAACAAUUAACCCUUUA